UACAUUAUAUCUUUAUUACCGUGGAAUUGCCGCCGCUGACGUGAGACGUUUCUUCAUCAGUCGGAAAUGCCAGAUCCUGGCCAGGUAUCGUCAUACAGUUGUACGUAAGAAGCACAAUACCGACAUAUAAGAACUUCAUCUUUGUUGUUGGAUGAAACUGUCCCACUGAGAAGAUCGAAAAUACAGAUAUUUAGAAAUGAAAAAUUGAAAAGGCCAGCGAUAAUCGCAAUGUAAAACUUGGAUAAACAAGCGCAAAGGUCAAUCGGAGAGCUAGUUGUGUAUGGGUAUAUUAACGAUGCUAAUGAUUAUUUAGAAAAUAAUUGCACAUAGGGAUGUCUCGAUCCGUUUCUUCUUCGAUGUAAACUAGAAAAAUAGAAAGCCGGAAAUAUUCAUAUAUAUAUAAUGGGCGUUUUCUUGGAAUAUAUAUAUAUACUCCAAGAGAACGCCCAUUAUGAACUAUCAGAAUUUAUCUGACUAGCUAUUAAUGAGAUAUUUAUAUAUGUAUUAACAUUUAUUUAUAGUGUUAAUUUAUAAAUGUGGUAUUUUAUAUGGCUCUCUUCGACUGGCGCUCUUCGAGAUUUAAUGCAGAAUAUGAAACUAAAAUAUGAUAUAUGAAUAUGAGAAUUCCUUACAAUGUGUUCUUGGCAAUACUUCCUGUCCUAUCUUCCGGUAAGAAAAGAAGAUGCUCACGCCUGACAGGAGAGAUACUCUCGAACGUACGUACAAUUACACUGUGAGCCGAACACGACUACGAUGUUUGAAGGCCAACCAGUAUUAAACAAAAGAAAAUAAAAGAGUAUACCGACUAAAACGAUAAUCCUCUUCACUAAUACCGAUGCGCCUCUAUAUGUAUACGUAUGUAUAUAUACAACUUGCGAGAAAGCCGUUAUGACAUAUAUGUACAGGAACAGUAGAGGAAGAGGAAUUCUUCGGAAAAAUAUGCUUCUUGGAACCACGAUUCAAGAUGAUUAAAUUACUCGCACCAAGAUGUGACAUAGACCAACACUGAAAAAUCCAAUCUUCCGGAAUACUUCUUAUGGAUCGCAUUCAAUAUUGGAUGUAGCUGCUUCUUCCCUUCGUACAGAUGAAUUAAUGGUACAUCGUUUUUCAAUAAUUCUGUAGUUAAUACACCGUAACCAGGAUUCAAUUCAGCAACAAAACAUGUAUUUUUCAAAAGAUCAUUUUUGAUCAAAGAGACGUAUUGUGCAGCUGUGUUUCUGUCGAUUAAAUAUAACACGCCUACAUCUGUCUGAUAAAACUUCACCUGUUUUGUACAAACGUCGACUAAAUCUGGAUUAACACUGCGCACAUAGUUAAUAAUAUCAAGUAUCUCUUUAUCAUCCAAUAUAGAUUUUCUUCUCUUCUUGUUUAUUUGUAAUUUUAUCUUUUCAAUUUCCUUCAUCUGUGCAGUAUCAUAUUUUGCUUUCUUCAAAUUUAAAUUAUCGCUGGUUAAUGUCGAGCAAUAAACAUUUAAAACAUGCUUACUUCUUCCUGACAACCAGGAACUCAUCACUGGCAACAAGUUUUUGCUCCACAUUUUGCAUCCAAUUUAUUAUAAACCAAAAAUACAAAAUCUAGUUAUUUAUGACAAGUGUCAUAAAUAAUGAAGUAAUCCUGGAAAAGACGUCUCUUCAUCGGUAUCAAUUGAUUCUUCCAACAUAUAUUAUAAAAAUGGAAAAAUUAAUCAGAACACUUCUAUAAUAAUUGCCUAAAUUAAAAAUUAUUGGUCAGAUUAGGUUAGAUUAGAUUUGUUGUAUCAUAUAAAACACGUGUUUUAAUGAAGAAUAAUUUUUCUUGAUUGUAAAAAUUAAUUAUGCCGAUUGAUUGAUGACAAUAUUCGUCAAAUUAUCUUGUAUCACAUGUAAUUUGUCGAACAAUUCAAACAAAUUCGUAGAUAUAAUACCCAUACACGUGUUUUCGUCAUGUAUCAACCUAAUCUCAACCUAGUUUUAUCUGUGCAUGUAUAACCUCAUCCAAAUACAAUUUGCUUCCGCUGUUUUUGCUUGGAAGAAAACCGUUUAUCAGGAUUACAUUAUUUCUCUACUAUCAUCUUCAUCAUCACAAUUAUCGUUGUCAAGAUUUUAUAAAAUGGCUCAAAGUGCAGCUUUAUUGUCACGCAUAAUGGCAUCCUCUAUAUCUGCCACUGUGCAAGCUGGUAAAAUAAUUCGAAAUGUCUUGAACAAAGGUGGAUUGAACAUAGUGGAGAAGGGUAAGAAUGAUCUACAAACAGAGGCGGAUCGUUGCGCUCAACGAUGCAUCAUAACAUCCCUGAGUCGUCAGUUUCCCAAUAUAACUAUAAUCGGUGAAGAGGAACCAUCCAGUUGCGAGGUACCAUCUGAAUGGAUCAUCACAGAAGCAGAUCAAGAGGUGUUGCAACUAAAGCUACCAUCCCACCUGGAGGAAGUUAAUCCCAAAGACGUGUGUGUUUGGGUGGAUCCUCUAGAUGGUACAGCAGAGUAUACUCAAGGACUGGUGGAGCACGUCACAGUAUUGGUGGGUGUAGCAAUCGGUGAAAAAGCAGUUGGAGGCGUAAUACAUCAACCGUACUAUAGGAAGGACGAAAAUAGCACAUAUGUUGAAAAUGGUCGUACAUUGUGGGGUAUCGACGGCGUGGGAUUCGGUGGUUUCACGCCAAAACCACCUCCGGAAGGAAAGAGAAUAAUCACGACCACUCGCUCGCAUUCCGACAGCAUUGUCCUGAGCGCGGUAAAGUCCUUAAAUCCAGACGAGGUGUCGCGCGUAGGCGGUGCCGGGCACAAGGUAAUUCUCCUGUUGGAGGGAAAAGCUCACGCAUACGUGUUUGCCAGUCACGGAUGCAAGAGAUGGGACACCUGCGCCCCCGAAGCUGUUCUUCGCGCGAUCGGCGGUGUCUUGACCGAUCUACACGGUGAAUGCUACUCGUACAACCGAGAGACGACGUACGCAAACACGAGAGGCGUCCUGGCUACCGCGCCUGGCCAGUCGCAUCAGUGGUACUUGAGUCGUAUACCUGAUGAAGUAAAGCAAAAGUUGCAAUAGGUAAUAUCGCGACGUGGUUCGUGGUUUUUAGCUACUUAUUUUUAACGGACUUUCUCGACUAUUUCUCGCGUUCUUUGCAUUUGCGUCUUUUAUCGGAAGUUUUAAUAAUCAUUUCGGGGACGCGAAAUAAGAAAACAUUCCGUAAUGAUUUUAUAUUCCUCGAUACUCUGGUGUAAAGAAGAAAAAAUACUAGCGCAAGAGCUAUAUUUUGAAACAAUGUAAUUACGCAAUAAAAGAAACACAUUUUGUUCGAAA
Nylanderia fulva is the source of this 3273-nucleotide messenger RNA. Its product is annotated as 3'(2'),5'-bisphosphate nucleotidase 1. Lineage: Eukaryota; Metazoa; Arthropoda; Insecta; Hymenoptera; Formicidae. The record is from RefSeq and is a predicted model, not a curated record. Gene Ontology annotation, molecular function: 3'(2'),5'-bisphosphate nucleotidase activity. Gene Ontology annotation, biological process: phosphatidylinositol phosphate biosynthetic process.